AUGGUACGUAAAUUAAAAUAUCAGGAGAAGAAGCUCUUAAAGAAAGUUGACUUUAUUACUUGGGAUAUAGACAAUAAUCUGCAUGAAGGCAAAAUCCUCCACCGGUAUCACAUAAAGAAGCGUGAGCAUUAUUCCCUGUACAACAAACUUGCAGCAGAAAUCCGUGAUAUAGCAACAUCGUUGAAAGAUUUCCCGCUCAAUGACCCGUUUAGAAGAAAGAACGUAAAAAGACUACUCGAUAAACUUUAUGCCUUAGGGUUAAUACCUAGUGCAGAUUCCCUGGAACGUGCGGCAAAAGUGACUGCCUCGUCGUUUUGCCGUCGAAGGUUGCCGGUGAUGAUGCAGCGCUUGGGCAUGACAGAAUUUAUAAAAGAAGCUAGUGAGUUUGUUGAACAGGGUCACGUUAGGGUUGGUACAGAGCUGGUGACCGACCCAGCAUUUCUUGUUUCACGGAAUUUAUCAGAUAUGGUCACCUGGACAAGGAAGUCUAAGAUACGCGAGCACGUCCUCAAUUACAAUAAUGAGAGGGAUGAUUUCUAUUUGUGA
Enterobius vermicularis (human pinworm) is the source of this 546-nucleotide messenger RNA. The record is from the annotation of a GenBank genome assembly. NCBI's taxonomy places the organism in Eukaryota, Metazoa, Nematoda, Chromadorea, Rhabditida, Oxyuridae.